This is a messenger RNA of Ipomoea triloba (trilobed morning glory), 848 nucleotides long. RefSeq lists its product as uncharacterized. Bases 305 to 658 code for a protein of 117 amino acids. The transcript has 6 exons. The record is from RefSeq and is a predicted model, not a curated record. NCBI's taxonomy places the organism in Eukaryota, Viridiplantae, Streptophyta, Magnoliopsida, Solanales, Convolvulaceae.
UGAUUUACGUGGGAUUAUUGGACUUUAGGUAGGAUAACAGCAUAUGUUAGAACAGCCCCUUUAAUACUGAACAGGAAAGACAAUGAAAAUGGUAAUUUUGUUCAGUCAGAUGCAAGAAAUUCCCUCUCUUCCCUAAAUAUAAAUACCCCCUUCCACGGUUUUUAUGCUCCUCUUUUCUUUCCUUCAUGAUGGGCAUUCUGCAAGGGAUUUGCUACAAUCUUUGUUGACCAUGACUUAUAAUGCAAAUUGAGGGGCACUGUUUUAAAAGAAUUUGUCAAAAUUUACUCUUGCAUUGCAUAAGGUAAUGAUCGUCGACUCAAUAGCCAUGGAAAGAGAUACUGGAAUGUCCCUUUCCAAUGAGAAGCGGCCUCUGGAAGGGUUCAAUACUGUUAGAGAAACUAAAACGCAUUCAGAGAAUGGUCCAAAUGCUCUGGUACCCAUUAAUCAUGCUGCCAUUGCAUGGCAGGAAUGCAGAAGCAGAUGGACCGGGGGUACAUCACAGAGGUCAAAAAUGGCGCUGGACGAUCCAAUCAUAAGUUGGUCAAUGACAUAUGAAGAGUUGUUGUCAACUAAUGAACCUUUUGCCAAGCGAAUUCCCUUGCGCGAGAUGGUAGACUUCUUGGUUGAUAUUUGGCACGACGAUGGACUUUUCGACUAGGGCAAUGAGCAUAUACAAUGGCAAACAUAGCUGACUGCCUGACUCAAAUUGCUGUAAUACUCAUGUUUUCUAUGAGACAUUUCUCAUCUUUCAGAAUGUAAUGAGCAGACCUACAGACCACAUCACUUGUUAAGUUGUUCUGACAAAAGCAAUAUUUAUUAUAAGAAAAAUUGCAUUUCUUGUCUCUCAA